GUGUCGUCGGCACCCAGCAGAGGUCCCCACACAACACCUCAGUGGCAAAUUUGUGCCGCAUGUUCUUUGACUGAUGUUAUACUGCUAGUCGAGCACGAUGAGUGAGCGAUUGGUUCCAGUACCAGAGGUAGACAAGAUCUCAUUUUCUGGGGAGGAAGAAAAAGUAAUUGAAUUAUGGAAGAAACUUGAUGUUUUCCACUCUUGUUUAAAGCAGAGCAAGGAUCGACCAAGAUUCACCUUUUUUGAUGGACCACCAUUUGCCACUGGUCUUCCUCACUAUGGACACAUUCUAGCUGGAACCAUCAAGGAUGUGGUAACACGUUGGGCUCACCAGACAGGUCACCAUGUGGAGCGUCGAUUUGGUUGGGACACGCAUGGUUUACCAGUGGAAUAUGAAAUUGACAAAACACAUGGAAUCAAUGGACCUGAAGAUGUUGCCAAGAUGGGGAUAAAAAAGUACAAUGAGUUGUGCCGAAGCAUUGUUACGAGAUACGCCGAUGAAUGGGAGGUCAUCAUCUCUCGUCUAGGGCGGUGGAUUGAUUUCAAGAAUGAUUAUAAGACCUUGUAUCCCUGGUAUAUGGAAACAAUCUGGUGGGUGUUUUCUCAGCUGUACCAAAAAGGUCUUGUGUACCGUGGGUUCAAAGUGAUGCCCUUCUCAACAGCUUGUUCAACUCCUUUGUCAAACUUUGAGGCUGGACAAAACUACAAGGACACCCAGGACCCAUCAGUUGUGGUCAACUUCCCGUUAUUGGAUGAACCUAGUGUUGUACUGGUGGCAUGGACAACUACUCCAUGGACACUUCCCUCAAACCUGGGCCUUUGUGUUAACCCAGAGAUGGACUAUGUCAAAGUUCAGGGCAAAACAAAGGAGAGAAAUGGCACCUACAUUAUGAUGGAGGCUCGCCUGUGCCAGCUCUUCAAGGAUGAGACGGAAUAUGAUGUUUUGAAAAAGUACAAGGGAAAAGACUUGGAGGGGAUCCGUUACCAGCCACUCUUCGAUUACUUUAAACAGAAAGCGAAUGAUGGAGCUUUCAAGGUAUUGUGUGAUGGUUAUGUGAGCAGUGACGCAGGCACGGGUGUGGUUCACCAGGCUCCCUACUUUGGUGAAGAUGAUUUCCGGGUGUGUUUAGGUUAUGGAAUUGUCACUCGUGAUGAAAAGCCAAUCUGCCCCGUGGAUGAUGCGGGUCGUUUUGUCCUUCCUGUGACUGACUUUAAAGGAAUCCAUGUCAAAGAUGCAGAUCCUGAUAUCAUAAAGCUUUUGAGAUCCCAGGGAAGAGUUGUUCAGGCAGAUCGUGUUAACCACAGUUACCCCUUCUGCUGGAGGUCAGACACCCCUUUGAUCUAUCGUGCUGUUCCCUCCUGGUUCAUCAGGGUAGAACAAAUGCAAGAAAAGCUUUUGGCCACUAAUGAGAAAACUUAUUGGGUACCUAGCUUUGUUAAAGAUAAAAGGUUUGCCAACUGGUUAAGUGAUGCACGGGAUUGGGCAGUUAGCCGCAACAGGUAUUGGGGUACUCCCAUUCCCUUGUGGGUGUCUGAAGAUUUUACAGAGAUUGUAUGUGUUGGAAGUAUUUCCGAGCUGGAAAAACUUUCAGGAGAGAAGGUAACAGAUCUUCAUCGUGAUAACAUUGACCACAUCACCAUCCCAUCAGCCAAGCCAGGAAACCCACCACUGAAACGCAUCUCAGAAGUGUUUGAUUGUUGGUUUGAAUCAGGCUCCAUGCCUUAUGCUCAGGUCCAUUACCCCUUUGAAAAUAAACGAGAAUUUGAAGAUUGCUUCCCUGCAGAUUUCAUCGCUGAGGGCAUCGACCAAACACGUGGGUGGUUUUAUACUCUCCUAGUAAUUUCAACUGCCCUGUUUGGAAAACCUCCUUUUAAGAAUUUGAUAGCAAAUGGACUCAUUCUGGCAGAAGAUGGACAGAAGAUGAGCAAACGCAAAAAGAAUUACCCAGAUCCUAUUGAAGUGGUUAACAAAUAUGGAGCUGAUGCAUUGAGGCUGUAUCUGACAAACAGUCCUUCAGUACGUGGUGAGAAUCUGCGGUUUAAAGAGGCUGAUGUAUUUAACCUACUUAAGGAAGUGUUCAUCCCAUGGCUUAAUGCAUACCGCUUCUUUGUACAGCAGGUUGAAAGGUACCAGAAGGAUGAGGGCAAGUUGUUCCAGUUUGAGGAAACUGAAAUGGGUAAGUCUGUUAAUGUGAUGGACAGGUGGAUCGUGUCAUUCACUCAGACACUCCUCAGCUUUGUGCACCGAGAAAUGUCUGCAUACCAUCUCUACACUGUAACUCCCAGGCUCGUGAAAUUUGUUGAUAAUCUCACAAACUGGUAUGUGAGAUUUAACCGCAAGAGAUUAAAAGGAGACACUGGUAAAGAAGAUUGUUUGAGGGCACUGGAGACCUUGUAUGCUGUAUUGUUUUGCAUGGUGAGAGUUAUGGCUCCAUUCACUCCUUUCAUCACAGAAACCAUGUACCAAAACCUGAAGAGAGCCCUCAAGCCAGGCUCGCUUGGAAAGGGUGACACGAGCUCUGUUCAUUAUUUAAUGGUGCCACAGCCAGUGGAAAAGCUUAUUUGCCCUGAAAUUGAAGCAUGUGUGAACAUACUGCAAAGUGUUGUUGAACUAGGGCGAUAUCUACGAGAUAAAGUCAACAUUCCAGUGAAGUAUCCAUUGCCAGAGGUAGUAGUCAUUCAUAAGGACAGAAAGAUCCUUGAAGAUGUCCUGAGACUGGAAAGUUAUAUCAAGGAAGAGUUGAAUGUGAAGACUGUAACAACAUCUACAGAUAAGGAAAAGUAUGGAGUGGCUCUCAGAGCAGAUAUGAAUUUCAAGGUGCUUGGAUCAAGGCUUAAAGGUGAUAUGAAAAAAGUUCAACAAAAAGUGGGUGAACUUACAGAUGAUGAGAUUCAGCAAAUGCUUAAUUCUGGUUCAAUAAAUAUUUUAGGACAUACCAUUGAUUCUUGUGACCUUAAUGUUAAAUACAGCUUCAGUGGUGAAAAAGCUGUUGAGUUAGCAUCGAGAUAUGAGGCUCACUCGGAUGACACUGUCCUUAUUCUUUUGGACACAACCCCUUCACAAGAAAUGUUAGAUGAAGGAUUAGCACGAGAGGUUGUCAAUAGAGUUCAGAAGCUGAGAAAGAAAGCAAAGUUAGUACCAACAGAUGAGGUUACUGUAUGGUAUCAUGUUGAUGAGAAAGACAUUGAGUUAGCUCCCAUAGUUGCCACCUAUUCUGAAUACAUAGAGAACUUAACCAAGACACCAUUUAAGCCAAUUUCAGAGAAAGACCGGUCAUCUGUACUAAUUGAAGAGGUUACCAAUAUAAAAGAGAACUGUAUCAAGCUGGUAAUCACACAAGGAAUUUGUCCUGGUUGGUCGUCAACUGUCAGUGUUGUGGAGGCCACAGUUACAGGGGGUGAAUCUUGCCCUUGGGUCAACAUUAUACUUGAUGGUACUCCCAGGUAUGGCACUAACAGCUGUAGUGCUACCUUGUUAUUGGAAAAUCCCAUUGGUAAACCUGUAAUAACUUCCUGCCAGCAAAUACUUGAAGAAGCGCAUGGAAUCUUCGGUUUCCCACUUGAACAUGGAAGGUUGUAUGUAGAACGGAAACUUAUUGACAGCAAAACACCGGUCGCCUCCCUUGCAGGAAGAACAAUUGUUAUUACCUAUGACAGAAACAAAGUUCCUGUUGCAACUUCAGCAAUAAAGCCAUAUAGCAGGUUUGUCAAUGUAGAAGGCAGUGGCAAGAAAGGUUGUGUGGUGUUAGAGAAUCCUUGUGGUGAUGGCAUCAUGUCUGCAAAGGCUUUCACAAGUGUUGUACAGAAGAUUUUGGGCUUGGACUCAAAACCUGCCAUCUUCACGGAUUUAGAGAAGAAGAAACCACUUCACCUUAAUGGAAGCAGCUUAGCCAAACUCAGUGGGUCUACUGUAUAUGUUUGAUAGUGAUAUUUGAAUUAACACAUUCAUAUUCUAAGGAAUAUGUUGCUCUGUAUGACAGUUGUAUUCUCUUCAUGGUAGAACUUUACUUUUAUACAAAGUAGAACUGUUUACUAAUGCAACAGCUUGUUUCAAAUAUAUAAAAACAGGAUUAUUGUGAUACUGAUAAAUUAUCUACUAGUUAGAUAAUCUCAUAAACUAAUGUAUUUGUACAUUUUAUUAAAUACACGAUAGUGAAAAAUUCUCACAUACAUGUAUUCUAAACACAAAUUUAAUUACUUCAUCCUGAACAUAAGUAAAUAUCUAAUUCUGUAUUCAGUUUCUUAUGCCCAAGAAAGUGAUGCAUUUGUAGUUAUCCCCUUAUGUUUGGGCCACUUCAUGUAGACUGCUGCAAUGCUAAAAGCAGUUAUCAAAUGUAAAUCAUGGUGGUUCUACUGUUUUAAACACAGCAUUAUUAUAUAAUUUGGUAAGAAGACACAAUUGGUAGAAAGAGCUUGGAAGACUAUUAUUGCACCCUAUUCUGAACCAUAUCACUUACAGUACCACUCCAUCCACACCUCCUGCUAAUCUAUUUUUCACCUGUAGUAUUUUCUGUCCUUUGUAUUGUAUUCUUCUUAUGACACAUAUUGUUUUUAACCUUCAGUAAAACUUACCUAAGUCUGACUAUAUAGGGAUUAAGCUAGUCUGACUUAGAGGUAAUAACCUCACCAAUUUGUCUCAAGACUUGCCUAAAGAAUGAAAUGUAUGUGGUACUAAGGCAGUGAGGGAAAUUUAUAUGCUAUAUUAAAAAAAUAUAUAAUAAUAACUGUUAAAAGAAAGAAUAACAACUGACCAAUUUCAGGGCACAUAUCUUUUCCCAUAUGAUUGCCAGAGCCUUGGUGGGUGGAGAAAGGUUCUGCACUAGCUAGUCUGACAUGCUUAAUAGUAAUGUAGAAAUAUGUACAGUUCUGUAUUACACCAAACUUCAUUUUGUUACAGGGUAAACUUAGUUACACUAAACUUAAAUUUAAUCUCUUAAAACUAUGUACUGUACAGUAGUCACUAUAAUCACUGCUGGAUGCCAUCACAUUAUUUGGCAGUUCAGGUGUCACAGAAAGAUCAGAGUUGGAGACUAGUGACUUGGUAGACCCUUUAGCACCAGAGGGCCCAGACUUGUCAAGUGGUUGUUGAGAGACUGGUGUUGCACCAUGCAGCUGGUUACAACUUGGCAUAUGCGCUGGCAACACAGACUGAGUCCGACUUCACGGUAAUCCCACUUGGAGAAGUCCGACUUAAGGGAGUUUAACUGUAUUAACACUUUGUUGUCAGUUUCAAUCAUCUGAAAAUGUCCUCUUUAUUUUCAGUCCCAAUCAUCUGAAAAUGUCCUCUUUGUUUUCUUUCUAUUUCACAGCAUUGUAGUAUUGUGUCAUCCUCAUCUGAUAUGCACAUGCUCUCCACAAUAAUCCCUUUCAUUGAUUUACUAAGCUCCCCAAAUUUAUGUUCUCUUCAUAUUUUCCUUUAUCCUACUCACAGAAAUUUACUUACAUUUGUAUGUAGGCACUUUCUUAUAACUGAAGUUCUCAUCCAUGUACUCUUUAUUUUUCGAACUUCAGUGUAGUUGAGGACUUACAUUCUUUUUCUAGAGUUUUUAAGAUUCUUAUAACUCACCUUCAACUUAAUAUACUCCACAGUAUUCUUCAAGUGAUUCCACAAUAUUGUAACUUCACCCUCCUCAUUUAUAUAAACAGUUCACUUUUAAUAUUAACGCUAUUCCUUCAGUUUACAGUGUUAGUUAUGUCUUAAAUUUCCUCCUUUAUGUUCUGUUUGUCUCUCAUUCUCUCUUAGGGGUUAAUGAAUUUCCUGUAGUUUCUUGUGAGUCUUCUUACACUGCUUGACCCAUUUAGUAGGAAUGGAUUACACCUUAUGUAAACAAAUAUUUUCAUUUACCUGUCUAACUGUCUACAAUCUUGAGAAACACUGUCAACCUAAAUAUUACAAAAAUAUGAUUAGAUGAAGA
Molecule: messenger RNA, 5915 nt
Organism: Homarus americanus (American lobster)
Lineage: Eukaryota; Metazoa; Arthropoda; Malacostraca; Decapoda; Nephropidae
Gene: IleRS
Product: isoleucine--tRNA ligase, cytoplasmic-like
Exons: 15
Coding region: 98-3922 (1274 amino acids)
Biological process (GO): isoleucyl-tRNA aminoacylation
Molecular function (GO): tRNA binding; isoleucine-tRNA ligase activity; aminoacyl-tRNA deacylase activity
Source: RefSeq, a predicted model, not a curated record